AUGGAAAUAGAUGAGGAAAUUGAAAUUGAGCAUUUAGCAAGCUCUUGUUCACCUUUUGAGGACGAUUUCGAGCAAACAAUUGCGCUUCUCGAGAUGGACGUGGAUGAAGUUCAGAUUGAAGUUCAACAAGCGCUUGAAGAGGUAUGAAAUAUAAAGUUAAGACGAUGAUUUUUAUGCAUAUAUUACUGUAAACAUAGAUAUUUACCUAAUGAAUAUUUUCCUUUGAAUACAUUGUCUCUAGGUUGAAGGAAAGAAGCAGUUUCCUUGCAGAGUUUCAGUUUCUGUGAGAAAGUUUGCGCAGCAAAUCCAAAGGUAGCCAGACAUCAACGCAGUAUAAAACAUGUUGCAGAAUUCGGCGAGAGAUCUUCUACAUCUCAAACAGUGAUAUCAGCAGGAAAAAGUUGCCGAAUUAAUACGUGAUAUCGGUCGACACUUGCUUGGUUGAUGAAAAACUGUAUAAACUGUAUGCCCUACUUUAGUAUUUACUCUUUUUAACAUCAUCUUUUUAACAAACAUCUUGGAUAAAGAUAAUAUUUCGGUGCCACCAAAGGGCAGUCUCAGAGCCAAACAAGUGUAAUUAAAAUAUUUAAUCAUAGAUUCUUGUUUGAAUUUUAGGAAGAAUUGUUUUGUCACCUCAGGAGCUCCGACCAUUAUCAUAUUUGACUGGCUUUGUGACAAGAUCUUUAUACGAAAAACAAGAACUGUUCUAGAAGCAAUUCUUCCCGGAACAAAGAAAUCCAAGCCUUGA
Molecule: messenger RNA, 748 nt
Organism: Paramuricea clavata
Lineage: Eukaryota; Metazoa; Cnidaria; Anthozoa; Malacalcyonacea; Plexauridae
Source: the annotation of a GenBank genome assembly